AUGACAGAAGAGGAAUUCUCGUAUUGGUAUUGGAUACGGGACGGUGGGGACGAUGUCACAUGUCGGCAAUCCAAGGUAGUUUCGUCUCUGUCAGACUUCGGGAUUUUAUGUCUGUCGCUCGGAGCGGAUCUCACGAUCGACAUUCGACUGGUGAUACGAUCCAAUACGCGACUUUCGUUCGAGAGAUCCGUCUCGUCCGAUUAUCUGUUAUCGACUAAUAACAUCACUGACAGCUCAAAGAUGGAUGCCGGAUUCUCAUCGUACCAUAACGGUGGUCCCGCGCGAGAACAGGACUUCGGCAGGUUGUCCCAAUCAAUUGGCACUUCGAUAUUGAAGAUAUCACAAAAUGUGUCUUCCAUGCAGAAAAUGGUCAAUCAGCUGGGCAGUUCCACCGAUUCUCAAGAACUCAGGAAUCAGCUGCAUCAGAUACAGCACUACACACAACAACUGGCGAAGGAUACUAGCGUUCAUCUUCGAGAUUUGGCUAUAUUAGCGAAUAACUCUGGCUCUACGAGCCCUGGAGAACAAAGACAGCGGAAAAUGCAGAGGGAACGCCUUCAAGAUGAAUUUACCACUGCAUUGAAUUCUUUUCAAGCUGUACAAAGGCUAGCUGCUUCUAAGGAGAAAGAAAUGGUCAGGAAGGCUAAAGCUAGUGCAGGUAUUGCGCCAUUUGGAGAAAAGAAACAGGAUACUCUUAUUGAGUUGCAAGACAGUAGAACAUAUGGAAGUGAUCAUGCAAAACAGCAGCAGGAACAGAUGCAAGAACAGAUGAACUUACGAAUGUUAGAGGAACAGGAAGCUAGUAUAAGACAAUUGGAGAGUAACAUUAGCGAUAUUAACCAAAUAUUCAAAGAUCUUGGAGCUUUGGUAUAUGAUCAAGGAGAAGUGAUUGAUUCUAUAGAAGCAUCAGUUGAAAGAACCGAGGUAUCUGUUAAUGAAGGCGCUUCUCAAGUAAGGCAAGCGAGUAUGUAUCAGACUAAGCUACGCAAAAAGAAGUGUUUUCUUGUAGUAAUCGCGGUAGUCAUAUUGGCGAUUUUGAUUGGUAUCAUAGUUUGGCAAAGCAAGUAAAAGAAAAAGAAAAUAAAAUUACACGUAUUUAUAUGACAGUGUACAACAUGAUGGUACAUGUAGUGCUAUACAAGAUUGCUGUCUGUAAACAGUGACAGAAUUGCAGAUCAGGUAAAAUUCUUAGUGACAUUUUUGUCCAAUCUUAAUUAUUAUUUUAAAACCACAUAAAAGAUAGCAUUGUCAUAGAAAUGCAGGAAAGUGAAGAAAUAUCUUGCGAAUUUGAUCCAUUUCAUUGUGAUAAUUGUUGGUGCGAACUUUUAUUUGCAAGUAAAGUUUUAAUGGCAUGUCUAAGAUUGCCGCAGUCCAUUUGUACGUUUCAAUACUCAUAAACUACCAGUGUAUAAUGAUCAACUAUAUAUAAUAUAUACGCGCGUAUGAUAAUUUAGGUAACUUAACAUAAUUAUAAAUAACAAAGCUAGAUAUAUAUGCGUGUGAUUGUGAGAAACGCUUGUAUGUGGUAAAAUAAGUAACAAAGUAUGCUUGUUAUCUUAAUGCAACUGUAUGUGCCUGUAAAAUAUCUUAAGAUCUAUUCCUAACAGACUCAAGGCAAAAUGUCUGAGAGCAUUAUAGUACUUUAAAAAUAUCACAAUAAUUCAUAUAAGUUAAUGUGUAUUAUAUUUAGUUUAUAUA
Trachymyrmex septentrionalis is the source of this 1698-nucleotide messenger RNA. RefSeq names its product syntaxin-7 (gene Syx7). Gene Ontology annotation, biological process: vesicle fusion; vesicle-mediated transport; intracellular protein transport. Gene Ontology annotation, cellular component: SNARE complex; synaptic vesicle; endomembrane system. The record is from RefSeq and is a predicted model, not a curated record. Gene Ontology annotation, molecular function: SNAP receptor activity; SNARE binding. Lineage: Eukaryota; Metazoa; Arthropoda; Insecta; Hymenoptera; Formicidae.